Chelonus insularis is the source of this 874-nucleotide messenger RNA. RefSeq names its product mitochondrial ribosomal protein L18 (gene mRpL18). Gene Ontology annotation, cellular component: ribosome; mitochondrion. Gene Ontology annotation, biological process: translation. The record is from RefSeq and is a predicted model, not a curated record. The transcript is spliced from 3 exons. Lineage: Eukaryota; Metazoa; Arthropoda; Insecta; Hymenoptera; Braconidae. Bases 223 to 771 code for a protein of 182 amino acids. Gene Ontology annotation, molecular function: structural constituent of ribosome; 5S rRNA binding.
UGACUGUUGAUCACUCAUGCAUGUACUGCGCCACAUAACCUACGAAUUCGAUUCUUUAAAGGAUAUACGAGCAAGUAAUCUCGUAAUUUUAUUGAAUAUCAAAGUUCAAAAAAUAAUGAUAAACAAUUAAAAUCGAACUUUUAAUUUGUGAAUAAUUCAAGUGAAAAAAAUAGUAAUAAAUCAUCAUUAAUUUAAUUGAGAAACAUUGUUCAAAAGGUGAAAAUGAAUAAGGUACCAAGUCGGCUUUUAUUAGCAAACAUAUCAAGAAUACAAGCUCAUGCUGUUCAUAAUAAUGCAGCAUUAUUAGAAAAUUGUCAACACAUUAACAACAGAAAUCCAAGAAAUCUAGAACUGAUGAGAAUAGCUCUAAAACCAACUGGUUAUUUUCUUGAACAACACAUUCCAUCAUAUUGGCAUAAAUUUACUAUUGACUCGUCAGCAAAGAAUACUACUUUUGAAGUUAUACAUUUUGAGAAUGGAAAAGUUCUUGAUGUAUCAACUAAAGAAUGGACAAUCAAAAAACGUUUAUACAGGUGUACCGACACCUCAACUUAUUUGAAUCUUGGCAGAAUUUUAGCAAAACGAUGUAUUGAAAGUGGAAUACAUUUUUUGUACGUAGAUCCCAAAUUAAAUCAAUGUGAAAAGCUCACUGCAGCUUUAAAUCAAAUAGAAGAAGGAGGAAUUGUACUAGAGGAACCUUCGAGAUAUGUAAAACCAAAUCGUUGGGAUAAUUUACGGCCUGAAAAACCAUGGGAAGUUAUAGAAAGUUAAUUUUUUUUUUUUUUUACAAAUAAAGUAGCUUUAUUAUACCUAAAAUAUUACAAUUUUGUGUAACUUUAUUCACAAGAAAUAAUUAUAUUAAAAAAUGCAAAAU